UUUGCUGGGCUGUAAGCAGCAGCAGCAGCAGCAUUAGACAUGAGUUUUUGGGGUCUAAGGGGGUAGGAAUGGCUUAGUCCUUGUAGGGGGUUUUGGUUUUGUGGUUUUUUUUUCUUUUUCUCUUCCUUGCACUGCUCUCCUUUUCAAAGGUCAAAGUAAUUCUUUGGCCUGAGGAAGUCUGUAGGCUUUUUGGUGCUUUCAAGAGCUACACAGGCCACCCUAGAUGGAAACUGAAGAGAGCUCCAGCGUUCCUAAAGCAUUCUGAAACUCUGGGCUGAACUGUGUGGUAGUUUGUAACAGUGUUUAAAGAAAAAUGAAUACUUCCUCAACUUCAGAAAGUGGAUCAUAUUCCACAAACCACCCAAGACCCUUUUUUUAUGCACAGCCAUCAGCUCAACAGCCUUAUCCAAAUCCAUGGUAUCUCAGUCAUGCAUACAGCCCAUACUGUGUACCUGCUCCAGGCUUCCGAAGUGGAAAUCCGUAUUUUCCAUUUUAUUCUGUUGCACUCCAUGAGUACCCUGGAUUUUUUGUUCCACAGCAUCCAGUGCAUGCAAGAAUUAACAGAAGGCCUUAUUUUAAUGCUGCCCCACCUUCCCCUAUGUUUUAUCAUGCAACAAGAUUUAGACAUUAUAAUAGCCCUGGGAAGAAAAUGGAGACAAAAGAAACACAGACUGAUCCUAGACAGCCUGAAAGCAAGCAAAAAAAGCAUCAAGAUAUCCGUACAGAAACGAAAGGUUGUGAUGCAGGAAAUAUAGGCUGUGUUUCUCCUGGUAUAGGUAUAGAGGCUGAAAGUACUUCAGAGAAGCAAGAUUCAUUUGGCUCUUCUGUUGUGGUAGACAGAGAGUUUCAUAACAAGAACCCUGCCAGCUCUACACAGUAUAGAAAUCUUCCUGCUGGAAGCUAUGCCUUUGAGAAGGAAGAAGUGAGGAUUGAAUAUGGAAACGGCUCUCCAGCUAUUCAGCUGUGGAAGUCCUUUAAAGAAACAAUCCCGUUGUAUGAUGUGGCAAGUGGUAAACCAGUUCCAGAGAACAUAGUGCCACAUGACUUAUUUUCUGUUAGCUCAUGUGAAGGCAUGAUAUAUGGCCCUCGUGAAGGGGAGAAUAUGCUGCCAGGAGCUUCCUUAGAUGAGAGAAAAGCUGUUGUCACCUCCAAACUGAGUGCUGAAACUGUGCAAGAGAAAGACGUCCAAAAUAAUGAAGUGAAGCUGGAUGCAGAAAAGCUGGCAAAAUCCCCCCCAGGUGAAACCAUGGCACUGCAAAUCACAGAUUUGGCAAGAUCUGUUGGUGUAGAUCAACCAGUGGUAAUAACUAAGAAAUCUAGCACUAAAAGGUCUGCAGGACCAAAAACUUCUCAAGACGACCCCAGCUUUGUUCAACAAGCAGGACUACUUCCAUCUAAUGUGGAGGUAAUGAGUGACUUUCAGCAGAAAAAGCUGAAUUUAAGCCACAGUGCAACCAAUGAAAGUCAGACAGAAAAAGGUAUUAGGUGUGACAAAUCAAUUGAGAAAUUUACUCCCUCUAGCAGCUGGCUGGCUUGUUUGGACAGUAUGGACACAAAUUAUGAUGUUUGUUUGCCACAAAGGAAGCAUCAAAGUGUAAUCAGUCUGUCUUCUGAUGACAUGUCCUCUAGAGAGGAAGGCUCAUCAAUUGAUAAUGCCCCAGUGUCUUAUUUUGUGCCUGACUAUGUGCUUCAGAAAAGCAUGUAUACCUUUCAGAAAAGUACAGAGGGCUUAGAGAAAGAGCAAAUUAAAAGUGGUGGGUCCCUUAAUGUAGAUGAAGUGGCAGGAAAAGAGCAGGUGAACAGCUUGAAUGACCAAGAUGUCAACUCUUCAAACACAAAGAUCAAAGAGGCUUCCAGUAAAGGUAGAAAGCUGGGAGCCCUUUCUAGGUCCUCUAGUAGGAAAGAAACUGAUUCUCUCAACAAAAAAGCAACUAAGAGUUUGUCAGAAAUUGAGGACUCUGAAGAAUAUUCUGUGAGGGGAGAAGAGGAAGAUGGAGAGGAUGAGUACGAGGAGGAAGAGGAUGAUGACAUGGAUGAAAUUGAGUAUUUUUUUCAAGAAGCCCCUCCAUAUGGCAUCUUGAGGCCAAAUAAAGGAAAUUUCUACCAAGUUGGUGAGAGCGUGCUUUGGAAACCACCUAAGAAUGCUGUACCAGCACAAUUAAUUAGCUGGCCGGCUCAAGAGAAAAUAAGAACUAGGAGUGGGUUUGUUGAAAACAUUGGUGUAGUUUACAAGCCAAAGAAGAGAGAACAAGAUGAAGUUGUAUACAGUGACUAUGGGUACUAUGGAAGAAAGAGGCCUAUGACAAGAAGAGAAGGACUUGAACACCAGCGAAUGCUACGGAAAUUCUUGGGAGGAAGGCUGUUAAGGGAGAACAUGGGGAUUCCACCAGAAGAGUACUGGAUUAGAAGUGGUGCUAAACCCAGAUUUACCAGCCAAAUACAUGGUAGUUUCUCACCUCCAGCAAAGAGCAAAGAACAAGUGUGCCCACCUUUGAUUAAACCAAAGAAGAAAAGAAUGGGCAAGCCACCUUCAAAACGCAGAGGCAUGAGACAUGAAGUGGAAGAAGUAGAAAUGUGGGAGCUGCCUAAACACAGUGUACACAAAGGGCAUGGAACAAGGAAGUCCCUCUCUAAGAAAAGAUAAUUGCAAAUAUUGAGGAAGAAAGGGGGGGGGGUGGGAAAUACCAAAGAUUUGUUUUGUAUAAAACCAAGAUUUGCUUAUUAUCCUCUUGUGUAUUUUGUAAGUUGCUGUUCACUCUAAAAGGGUAAGAAGUGACACUGAAAAGACUGAGGACACAAUUAAAAUGGAAUGAAGUAUUUAACACCAAAGCCACCUUUUUAUAACUAGCACAUCCACUAUUUAAAUAAUAAAUUUCAUAGAAUUGCACUUUGAGACUUCUUGUGUUCCAUCUUUACUUAGCAGCAAAAAAACUUGAGAAGGCCAUGUAUGUGCACAACUAUUAUAGCACAACAGUUAUUGCUGCCCUGUUCUUAAACUGCAGGAUUGUGAAGCCUGUCCAUGUCAUCUCAUAGUCAUAUGAUGUGGAUGUAAGUACAAGAUUCUUUUCUAUCAGCUGGAUUUGUUUUUGUCAAAAUGUAAAGGAAUAUAGUUACAGCUGUAAAAAGUCAAGUGCUGUUUUAAAAUUUCAAGGCAGUUCCUCAGAUCUUACUCUCAUGAUUGAGGACUAAAACUAAAGCAUUGAGUUGAUGUGAUGUUUCCCUCUCCUCCCCUUUUUCUCUGGAGAUUUUUGAGUCCUUUAUGGAGACCCUGAGCUGCAGAGAUGGAUCUGAAAGGUAAAACAGAAAUUUUUAGUGGUGUGCCCUGUUUUCUGACUUCUUACUGAUGACUUCUAUGACUUACAGUUAAUACUGUCCCUGGAAGUCUCUUUAUAGAACUAAGAUGAUAAAACUAUGUCUGUGUAGAGCUGUUUUAUGAAUAAUGAUAACAGACUGAUCUAGAUGAGGUGGAUAGCUCAAAAAUAUUUAAUUUUUCCCCAUGACUAUGAAGGCUAUUAUCACUGUAUGAGAAGAAUAAAUACAAUAUUGCCAGUAUUAAAGGAUUCCCAAAUAAAGUGAAGAAGAUGGGGAAACAAAAAAAAAAACCCCACCAAUCAUCUGGUUUUCCUUAGAAAGGGUGGGGUGAAUGGACAGACAGAACUUGUCUUUUGCUUCCUCUCCCAUGUUCUUUUUCUGUGUCCUAGAGUAACCUACAUGGAUAAAAGUAGCAUUUCCAGUGACUGUGUUCAGGUUUUGUGCCUACCUAUUAUUAGUUUGACCUGCAAAUGAAGUUAAGCUGUUUUCACUCUUAGUGAGGAGUACUGAUGUUUCCCUACCCAAUUGAUCCUUAUCUACUUUUAAUACCACCAGCUUAAUUGUUACAGCUCUGCUAUAGCCUUUACCACAAGCUGUUAGGGGAAAGAAGUAAU
Cyanistes caeruleus (blue tit) is the source of this 3926-nucleotide messenger RNA. RefSeq lists its product as uncharacterized. The record is from RefSeq and is a predicted model, not a curated record. NCBI's taxonomy places the organism in Eukaryota, Metazoa, Chordata, Aves, Passeriformes, Paridae.